This is a messenger RNA of Paralichthys olivaceus (Japanese flounder), 2902 nucleotides long. The record is from RefSeq and is a predicted model, not a curated record. NCBI's taxonomy places the organism in Eukaryota, Metazoa, Chordata, Actinopteri, Pleuronectiformes, Paralichthyidae.
AUGAGAACUCCUCCAUCUGAUCGCUUCCCACUGGACAAGGCAGUGAGCUACGCCAAACUUAGAAAUCCUCUGCUCAUCAAUGACCUGAACAUGCAGUACUACAUUCAGGACAGGAGAGAGGUGUAUCGCAUCCUGCAGGAGGAAGGGAUUGAUCUGCCACGCUAUGCCGUGCUGAACCGUGACCCAGAUAAACCAGAUGAGUGUAACCUGGUGGAAGGAGAGGACCACGUGGAGGUGAACGGAGAGAUAUUCCAGAAGCCUUUUGUUGAGAAGCCUGUCUGUGCCGAAGACCACAACGUCUACAUCUAUUACCCCACCUCUGCUGGUGGUGGCAGCCAGCGUCUCUUCAGAAAGAUUGGGAGUCGGAGCAGUGUGUACUCACCAGAGAGCUGUGUGAGGAAGACGGGCUCUUACAUCUAUGAAGAGUUCAUGCCAACAGAUGGAACUGAUGUGAAGGUUUACACUGUGGGACCGGACUACGCUCAUGCUGAGGCCCGGAAGUCUCCAGCCCUGGACGGGAAGGUGGAGAGAGACAGCGAGGGCAAGGAGGUCCGCUACCCUGUCAUGCUCUCAGCCAUGGAGAAGCUGGUGGCCCGCAAGGUUUGCCUAGCAUUUAAGCAAACUGUCUGUGGCUUCGACCUUCUCAGGGCCAACGGACACUCGUAUGUGUGCGACGUCAAUGGUUUCAGUUUCGUGAAAAACUCAAUGAAGUACUAUGACGACUGUGCCAAAAUCCUCGGGAACAUUGUGAUGCGUGAGCUGGCUCCUCAGUUUCAGAUUCCUUGGUCCAUCCCUACUGAGGCAGAGGACAUCCCCAUCGUUCCCACCACUUCAGGGACCAUGAUGGAACUGCGCUGUGUCAUUGCCAUCAUCCGACACGGAGACAGGACACCUAAACAGAAGAUGAAGAUGGAAGUCCGUAACCCCCUGUUCUUUGAUCUGUUUGAGAAAUAUGGGGGAUACAAAACGGGGAAGCUGAAGCUGAAGAAGCCGAAACAACUGCAGGAGGUGCUGGACAUCACACGGCAGUUGUUAGCAGAACUAGGACAACACAAUGACUGUGAGAUAGAGGAGAAGAAGUCUAAACUGGAGCAGCUGAAGACUGUUCUGGAAAUGUACGGUCACUUCUCUGGGAUCAACAGAAAAGUGCAGCUAACUUACCUGCCCCAUGGGCAGCCCAAAACCUCCAGUGAGGAAGAAGACACACGUAAGGAAGGUCCGUCUCUGUUGCUGGUGCUGAAGUGGGGGGGUGAGCUGACUCCUGCUGGCAGAGUUCAGGCUGAGGAGCUGGGAAGAGCCUUCCGCUGUAUGUACCCCGGAGGACAAGGAGACUACGCUGGAUUCCCUGGCUGUGGGUUACUGCGGCUGCACAGCACCUACAGACAUGACCUGAAGAUUUACGCGUCUGAUGAAGGAAGGGUGCAGAUGACGGCCGCAGCUUUCGCUAAGGGUUUGCUGGCACUGGAGGGUGAGCUGACGCCGAUCCUGGUGCAGAUGGUGAAGAGUGCCAACAUGAACGGGCUGCUGGACAACGACAGCGACUCGCUGAGCAGCUGCCAGCACCGGGUCAAGGCCAGACUCCACGAGAUUCUCCAGAAGGACAGGGACUUCAUCGAUGAGGACUACGAUAGGCUGGCGCCGAACUGUAGUGCCUCUUUGGUGAAUUCCAUGAAGAUCGUCCAGAACCCGGUGGCCACAUGUGACCAGGUCUACGCCCUCAUUCAGAAUCUCACUUCUCAGAUCCGCAAAAGAAUGGAGGACCCCAAGUCAGCAGACCUGCAGCUUUACCACAGUGAGACACUGGAGCUGAUGCUGCAGCGCUGGUCCAAACUCGAGAGAGACUUCCGCAUGAAGAACGGCCGCUACGACAUCAGUAAAAUCCCAGACAUUUAUGACUGUGUAAAGUAUGACGUCAUCCACAACGCCACUCUGGGCCUGGAGGACACGCUGGAGCUGUUCCGACUGUCUCGAGCUUUGGCCGACAUCGUCAUCCCACAGGAAUAUGGCAUAAAUAAAGUGGAGAAAUUGGACAUAGCGUACGCCUACUGCCUCCCACUGGUCAGGAAGAUUCAGCUCGACCUGCAGAGGACCCACGAGGACGAGUCUGUCAACAAACUACAUCCUCUGUACUCUCGCGGAGUGAUGUCACCUGGGCGCCAUGUCAGGACACGUUUGUAUUUCACCAGUGAAAGUCACGUCCACUCUCUGCUCAGCAUUUUCCGCUACGGUGGCCUUCUUGAUGAGGAGAAGGACCAGCAGUGGAAGCGUGCCAUGGACUACCUCAGUGCUGUCUCUGAACUCAACUACAUGACUCAGAUUGUCAUCAUGUUGUAUGAGGACAACAAUAAGGACCUGACCUCUGAGGAACGUUUCCACGUUGAGCUUCACUUCAGCCCGGGUGUCAAAGGCGUGGAGGAGGAGGAGAACGCGCCCACCGGCUUCGGCUUUAGACCCGCUUCUGCAGAGGUAGCACGGCAGAACGGCCAGAAGCAGCCCGACCCCGGCAGCCUGGAGGACCUCUCCCGAGAUGAGACGGACCGUGCUGUGCCACUGUCUGAGCCAAUCACCAUUCAGAGAAGGUCCCCACUAAUACGCAAUCACAAGACGGGAUCCAUGGAGGUCCUGUCGGAGACAUCGUCCUCCAAAGUGGGAAGUUACCGCCUCUUCUCCUUCUGCUCUCGUCAGUCCCCUGAGAUGAAACAAAGUGGAUUAGGCUCUCAGUGCGCCGGCCUCUUCAGCACCACUGUCCUAGGUGGGUCCUCUAGCGCCCCUAACCUGCAGGACUACGCACGCGCACACCGCAAAAAAUUCUCCAGCGGCAGUCUGUCCUACAAAGACGAGUUGUUGUCUAUGCCGGCAGUAAAACGAUUUUCUGUGUCGUUUGCAAAGUAUCCGACUAAUG